Carya illinoinensis is the source of this 1241-nucleotide messenger RNA. RefSeq names its product metalloendoproteinase 3-MMP-like. Gene Ontology annotation, molecular function: zinc ion binding; metalloendopeptidase activity. Gene Ontology annotation, cellular component: extracellular matrix. Bases 81 to 1124 code for a protein of 347 amino acids. Gene Ontology annotation, biological process: collagen catabolic process; proteolysis; extracellular matrix organization. The record is from RefSeq and is a predicted model, not a curated record. NCBI's taxonomy places the organism in Eukaryota, Viridiplantae, Streptophyta, Magnoliopsida, Fagales, Juglandaceae. The transcript has a single exon.
AUAAACAGCAUCCCAAUUCAUAAGCCUUCUGCAACAUCCAUCCAUGGACUUUAAUUGCUUGAUUUCACCCUUUAGUAGUCAUGGCUGCUAAAAGUUUUCCCUUCUUCUCCUUGAUCACUCUCGGCCUCCUCCUUGCCCUCAUUGCCCUCCUUUUCCGUACAAGAACUCCGCCCGACUCUUAUGACCAAAAUACAUCACCUUUCGGAUUUCUCAAGCAUCUUCAAGGAUGCCACAAGGGUAAGAAGGUCAAAGGCAUUCAUGACCUCAAAUUGUAUCUUGAAAAGUUUGGUUAUUAUCACCAAACCAAAAACAUCAACACACAUGCCAAUGAUGAUUUUGAUGAACUCUUGGAAUCAGCUGUCAAAACGUACCAGCAAAAUUACCAUUUAAAGGCCACUGGGAUUUUGGAUGCUGAAACGAUAUCCAAGAUGAUGGCGCCUCGUUGUGGCGGAGCAGAUAUCAUCAAUGGUACAAACUCGAUGCAAUUGGGCAAGAAGAAUCAUCACCACCGCAUGGGCUUAUUUCAUACUGUUUCUCAUUAUAGUUUCAUGUCCCCAAACGCCCCAAAGUGGCCAACCUCAAAGUAUCAUCUCACCUACGGGUUUCUCCCAGGAACCCCAACUCAAGCCAUGAGUCCCGUCGCACAAGCUUUCCGAACAUGGGCAGGAAACACCCACUUCACCUUCUCGCAAGCUCAAGCCCUAUCAAACGCAGAUAUCACUAUUGGUUUUGGUCGUAGGGAUCAUGGAGACGGGAGUUCUUUUGAUGGAACUGGUGGAACCAUUGCGCAUGCUUUUGCGCCAACAGAUGGAAGGUUCCACUAUGAUGCAGAUGAACCCUGGAGCGUGGGUGCUACUCCUGGUGCAUAUGACUUGGAGACAGUUGCUUUGCAUGAAAUUGGGCACCUUCUUGGACUUGGGCAUAGCUCAGUUAAAGGAGCAAUCAUGGAACCCGGUAUCUCUCAAGGAGUGACUAAAGGCUUGCAUGCAGACGAUAUUGAAGGAAUUAAAGCCUUGUAUAAUGUUAAUACAAGAAAACCGCUUGGUUGUUGUCUAUUAUUUCCUACGAAAAAGAUUAUUGCCUGUCAUGAUAAGUCUAGUUUAGACAAUUCUCACCACAAAUAGUCAUUUUCGUCAAAAAUAAGUCGUCAUAUAUACUCAAUUUUCUUGUGUGUGAGAAACGUCUAAGAAUUUAAUGAGAAAAGGUUAUAAUUAUAGAAUAAAGCAUUUGUUGUUUAUAAA